GGCAUCGCGUGAAAAGACAAAGCCAUUUUCUUUGUUUUAAGUAGUAGUCGAGGCCCUCCAUUAAAGGAAGAAACUUGAGUUUUCUCUGCUGUCUCUACUCAGCAGCUUAAUGACUCUUGUUUUAGGGUUUUUUGGGUAGGAAAAUCUGUUGGCCCCUCUUCUUUAAUGCAACCCAGUUCUUUAUUUGGAGACCCAUUUCUGUGUUUUCCUUCUUCUUGGGUUUGCUAUGCUCACUGCACUGUGUCUCAAGGCAGUGAGGAAAGGUUUGGAGUAACUUUAUGCUCUCUGUUUCACUGAAGUCCACUGUUUUUCAUUUUUCUUGAGGAUGCUGGUUAAUGGUGAAGCUACAUUGGUCUGAAGGGGGGGUUUUAUGAGGAAAUGCUGCGUUUUCUGUGCUCAAAUCUAUGAAGCUACACGGCUGGUGUUGUUUGUAUGUUGUAGAAAUUAGAAUGUGUGUGGCUGUUGUUAAAAGGCCAUUAAGAUACUGCACUUCUGUAUCUGGGUUGUGAGUUUGCUGUUGAGUUUGGUUGUUGUAUGUUCUUUCCUUUACUGGUAAAAUUUUGGGUUUGAGCUCAUUGAUUCUAGGAAUCCAAAGCUUGGUUUGUCUGGGUUUUGCCCUUUGCCCGAAAAUCAUUUUUGGGGUAUUGGGGAAAGUCUGCUACAUUCUCUUUUUUACCAAUCUGCUGAAUCGUUUGUUUUCUGAGUAGCAUUGAAAAUGACGGCCUUCAGGAUUUUGGUGAUGUCCCUCUUGCUUGUUUCUGCUAUGUGUCAGCUCCCUUCACAAGAUAUCUUGGCGCUGCUCGAGUUCAAGAAGGGUAUCAAGCACGACCCGACCAGGUUUGUCGUGAGUUCAUGGAAUGAGGAGUCUAUUGACUUUGAUGGCUGCCCUUCCUCUUGGAAUGGGAUUGUCUGCAACAGUGGAAGUGUUGCUGGAGUGGUGUUGGAUAAUUUGGGCAUUUCUGCUGAUGUAGAUUUGAAUGUGUUUUCAAACCUCACAAAACUUGCAAAACUUUCCCUGUCGAACAACUUGAUAACGGGGACGAUACCAGACAAUAUAGCCAGGUUUCAAAGUCUUGAGUUUCUUGAUAUCUCCAACAACCUGUUUUCUUCAUCUUUACCGCUGGGGAUUGGCAAGUUAACAAGCUUGCAAAACCUAUCAUUAGCUGGCAACAAUUUCUCGGGUACUCUUGAUCCAAUUGCUGGUCUUCAAUCAAUUCGAUCAUUGGAUUUGAGUCGUAACUCAUUUUCAGGAUCACUGCCUUCAGCAUUGACUAAGCUGACAAACUUGGUACAUCUAAAUCUGUCUUCCAAUGGUUUUACCAAGAAGAUUCCAAAAGGUUUUGAGCUCAUUUCUGACCUAGAGGUGCUAGACUUGCACGGUAAUAAGCUCGAUGGCGCACUGGACGCGGAAUUUUUUCUCCUGUCUCAAGCCACUCGUGUUGACUUUAGUAAUAAUAUGCUAACCAGCUCUGACAGAGAGCAUGGAAAGUUCUUGCCCCGAAUCUCUGAUUCCAUUAAGUAUUUAAACCUUAGUCAUAACCAGCUUACUGGAUCAUUGGUCAAUGGAGGCGAGUUAUCGGUGUUUGAAAACUUGAAAGUAUUAGAUUUAAGCUACAAUCAGCUUUCAGGAGAGCUGCCCGGUUUUAGUUUUGUGUAUGAUCUCCAAAUCUUGAAGCUUAGCAACAAUAGAUUUUCAGGAGAUAUUCCUAAUAUCCUAUUAAAAGGAGAUGCUCUGGUUUUAACUGAACUGGAUUUGAGUGCCAACAAUCUCUCAGGGCCAGUAAGUAUGAUCACGUCAACCACGCUACGCGUCCUCAAUCUUUCAUCUAAUCAGCUUACUGGUGAACUUCCAUUGCUGACUGGAAAUUGUGUUGUGCUUGAUCUCUCAACCAACAAAUUUGAGGGAAAUUUAACAAGGAUGAUAAAGUGGGGGAACAUUGAAUUCCUUGAUCUCAGUCAGAAUCUUUUGACGGGGCCAAUCCCCGAGAUGACUCCACAGUUUUUACGGUUAAAUUUUCUGAACUUGUCUCAUAAUACCCUGAGUAGCUCGCUGCCGAGUGUGAUUACCAAGUAUCCAAAGCUUCAGGUCCUUGAUCUGAGCUCUAACCAGUUUGAUGGACCCUUGUUAGCCGACCUGCUCACAAUGCCAACUUUGAAAGAGCUCCACCUGGAAAACAAUUUACUUAGUGGUGCUGUUAAGUUCUUGCUUCCUUCACCAGGUCAAGCGAACCUCGAGGUUCUCGAUCUUUCUCAUAAUCAGUUAAGUGGCUAUUUUCCCGAUCAAUUUAGAUCAUUGACUGGCCUUACAAUGCUGAGUAUUGCUGGCAACAAUUUUUCUGGAUCCUUGCCCACUUCCAUGUCUGACCUGAGUGCAUUGGUCUCAUUAGAUAUAUCACAGAAUCAUUUCACCGGUCCCCUUCCGAGCAACUUGUCUAUUGACAUUCAAAACUUCAAUGCGUCAUAUAAUGAUCUUUCGGGGACUGUCCCCGAAAAUCUGAGGAAAUUUCCAAGUUCUGCAUUCUAUCCUGGAAAUUCAAGACUGAUUCUUCCAGAUAGUCCUGGAUCAAGCAAUAGUUCAGAUGAUAGAUCAGGGAGAAAGAAAAUGAACACAAUUGUUAAAGUAAUAAUAAUAGUCUCAUGUGUGAUUGCAUUGGUCAUUCUUAUCCUCCUUGCUAUUUUCUUUCAUUACAUCUGCAUAUCCAGGAAAACUCCACCUGAGCUUCCCACGACUAAGGACAUUCGUAGGCGUAAUUCUCGAAGCUCCUCCGGCGUUGGUGGAACUGGAGCUGUUAGCAGCCUGGUUGUUUCGGCUGAGGACCUUGUAACUUCAAGGAAAGGGUCUUCGUCUGAGAUAAUCAGCCCCGACGAGAAACUAGCAGUAGGAACUGGUUUCUCGCCUGCCAAAAACAGUCAUUUCUCUUGGUCUCCCGAAUCAGGCGAUUCAUUUACUGCCGAAAACCUUGCAAGACUAGAUGUGAGAUCACCCGAUCGUUUAGUUGGUGAACUCCAUUUCCUUGACGACUCGAUCUCAUUAACACCAGAGGAACUAUCAAGGGCCCCAGCUGAAGUGUUAGGGAGGAGCAGCCAUGGAACUUCUUACAGGGCAACACUAGAGAGUGGGAUGUUCUUAACGGUUAAGUGGUUGAGAGAAGGUGUGGCAAAGCAGAGAAAAGAGUUUGCUAAGGAGGCUAAAAAGUUUGCAAAUAUCAGGCACCCGAAUGUCGUUGGCUUGAGAGGCUAUUAUUGGGGGCCUACACAGCAUGAGAAGCUCAUCCUGUCCGACUAUAUCUCGCUGGGAAGUCUUGCGGGUUUUCUAUAUGAUCGUCCAGGAAGAAAAGGUCCUUUGACAUGGGCUCAAAGGCUCAAGAUAGCCGUUGAUAUAGCACGUGGCCUGAACUAUCUCCAUUUCGAUCGAGCCGUUCCACACGGGAACCUGAAAGCAACAAAUGUACUACUAGAUGGAGCAGACCUAAAUGCUCGAGUUGCUGAUUACUGCCUUCAUCGCCUCAUGACUCAUGCUGGCACCAUCGAACAGAUUCUCGAUGCCGGGGUGUUAGGCUAUCGAGCCCCAGAGCUGGCAGCAUCCAAGAAGCCACAGCCCUCCUUCAAGUCUGAUGUGUAUGCAUUUGGCGUGAUACUCUUGGAACUUCUAACUGGAAGAUGCGCUGGUGAUGUGAUCUCUGGUGAAGAGGGAGGGGUUGAUCUAACAGAUUGGGUGCGUCUACGGGUGGCCGAAGGGCGGGGCUCCGACUGUUUUGAUACUAUAUUGUUGCCUGAAAUGAGCAAUGCAGCAGCAGAGAAGGGUAUGAAGGAGGUGCUCGGUAUAGCUUUACGAUGUAUUCGAACCGUAUCAGAAAGACCAGGUAUCAAGACUAUAUAUGAGGAUCUUUCCUCCAUAUAGAUUAGAUGAUAGAGGCUGGAUUUGGAGUUUCUUUUGUUUGAUAUUUAUUUUUUUCUUUUGUUUCUUCACUGGGAAUUUAAUGUCUCAUUAGCUUCUCAUUUUCUGAAUUAGAUUAGCUUCUAUUUUCUGAGGUAGAUGAAGGAAGAGCUUCUUCCUUUUCCCUCAGUUUCCAUUGACCUUGUUAGUUUGAUCAGUUGUAAAAAAGAACAUGCUUUUAUGGAUACAAGAAAUUCCCACCUUUUGCCCC
Messenger RNA from Momordica charantia (bitter melon), 4148 nucleotides. It is a transcript of the gene GHR1, whose product is annotated as Leucine-rich receptor-like protein kinase family protein. Gene Ontology annotation, biological process: protein phosphorylation. Gene Ontology annotation, molecular function: ATP binding; protein binding; protein kinase activity. Lineage: Eukaryota; Viridiplantae; Streptophyta; Magnoliopsida; Cucurbitales; Cucurbitaceae. The record is from RefSeq and is a predicted model, not a curated record.